Molecule: messenger RNA, 3645 nt
Organism: Coccomyxa subellipsoidea C-169
Lineage: Eukaryota; Viridiplantae; Chlorophyta; Trebouxiophyceae; Coccomyxaceae
Exons: 16
Coding region: 1-3645 (1214 amino acids)
Source: RefSeq, a predicted model, not a curated record
AUGAGUAAUCAUCUAAGCGAUCAGGGUGCGGCAGCCAUUAAAUUGGCUGGAAGCGCCACAGCAAAGCCCAAGUUCAGGAUCAAGAUCGGGGGGAAGCAAGUUGCUUUGCCAAAAGCAGAUGCGCUUGUCAAGAAGACGAAGAAGCUGCUCAAGAAGCCCCUGCAGCCUCUGCCAGAGGCCCUGCUCAGGAUCCCGGAACCCUUGCCACGCAACAUGGGAAGGCCUGGGACCAACGGCAACCACACGCCUGCAGCGUUGCGGCAAUCCUCACCACUGCAGGCGCAGCCCAAGCCAGCAUUGCAGGCACGCCAUCAGGGACCUUUGGAGCAAGAUGGAGGGGAACAUAUCCCAGCAGCAAGAGCCGCGCACGCGCCGGAGCCCAGCCAGGCAGAGCAGGCGCGCACAGACGCAGAGGCUCCGAUGGACUUCCAUCAGUGGUUGCUGGCCAGCAAGUUGGCCGAGGAGGGGCAAAGAGGCCCAGAGCAGGAUGUGGGCAGGCCCAAGUCAGCUGCAGCACAGGAGGCAGCCGCCCCGUCAGGCUCCAGUCAGCAGCUCGGCGCUGCUGCUGCCCUGUCCCCAGAGGCGUGCGAUCCUGAGCCCACCACGCCGCCUAACCAGGACCCACCUUCCCCUGCUGGAAGCUGCAACGACGUGCAGCAGGCCGUGCCUCUGGAGAAGCCCAGUGGGCCCCCAGCACUAUCAGUUGGGGAGGUGGCCGAACCUACUGAGGCUGCCGGGACCUCCGCUGCAGUCCAACAUGCGGCUCCCAGCAUUCAGCAGCAGCAGCCUGCAGUGUCAGGCGAGGGCGCAUCUGCGGAAGCUAAGGCUGGCUCCAAACCUGCGCAUGCGCAGUCUGAGGGCGGCCCACAGGUCGCAGAUGCGGCCGUAGCUGCCGCCCCGGCGGCAGCAGGCGGAGCCGCCGCGCAGCUCCUCGGCAAGUCGCUGCCGGCCGGCAGCGGCUCCAGGGAUGACUCAUCGUCAUCCUCCAGCAGCUCGGAUGACAGCUCAUCCUCAAGCGAGUCAUCCUCCUCCGACAGUGACACCUCCAGCAGCGACCACUCCAGCAGCCUGUCUGGCAUGCCCCUGCUGCCGGGUGGGCCCAAGAGGAGCAGCCCCAGCAAGGACUCCCUCUCUGGGGGCAAGCGCGCCGCCCAGGAGGUCUGCGGGCCGUCUCCAAAGCGCCAAAAGCCUGCUCCUGCAGGUGAAGUGGCCAUGGAUCGGCUCGACAGUGUGAGAGAGGAUGGCGAGAUCAAGGGAGAGAGAGGUCUUCAGGACGCGCUCGAAGCGCGGGAGCGGGAAAGGGGAUCCAGGCGUACACCGGAGGCAGAGUUGCGUUAUCCCCGGGGGUCAAGCAGGGACGGCAGGGAUCGACAGAGGCCUCACGCCCAGGACAGUGAGAGGAGGCGAGACGAUGAGGAUCACCGGCUCCGACGGCGCAGUGAUGAGUACUACAAGAUGCACAACUGGAAGUACUCCAGCAGGCAGCGAAGCAAGGAGCGGACUGAUGGAAGGCAGGCCGAGGACAAUUGCCGCCGGCGAGACAGGACGUUGGAUCGGGGGCUCUCCAUCGAGGAGGAGCGCCGUCAGAGGGGCAUCGAGCGGGAAAGGGAGAGGCAAAGAGAGAAGGAGAGGCAGGAAGAACGCCGCCGGAGGGAAGUCAGGCAGCGCGGCAGCGGUUGCCAGUCAUACGAUUACAGCCGCCGCAGCCGCAGCCGGGAUCGCAGCGCCAGCCGCCGGGCCCCGGCCCGCACGCGCACGCGCAGCCAAAGCCGCGCCGCGGACGAGCGCCGGCGCGAGCGGGACCGUUCGCGCACCGGGCGGCGCACGCGCAGCCCUUCACGCGAAAGGCCUCGCCAGAGCGAGCGCCGCAGCCGCGAUACCUCUCAAGAGCGCAGGCGAGACAGGCAGUCAGCUGAACAGGAGAGGACUGGUCGCAGAAGCUCUCCGGCCGCGCCCUCUCAAGCUCGCAAGCCAGAGCCGGCUGCCCCGUCUGAGGCCAUGGCGCCAGCCUCCGGCCCAAAUGCAGACAAGGCUGCUGGCUUCGUGCAGCAAGCCUCGGCUGCACUGCCCCCGGAAGCUCCACCUCUGCCGGUGGACAAGCCUGCGGUGGCGCCAAAGACUGGCAAUGCUCCUCUUGAAACGCCGUCUCAUGCCGCACCCGCCACAAUCAGCUCCCACCAGGCACAACUGUCAGAGCGCAAGCCGGCAAGCAGACAGAAAGGUCAGGCAUCAACUCCUGCAGCGACCGCCGUCGCGGCAGGCACAGAUCCAUCCAGCGACCUGUCAGAUGCUGCGCGGGCGUUUGCGCUGGCAUUGAGGGCCAGCAUUGAGAGCCAGGCGCAGGAGGGCGGCGAGUCCUCUGCCGACCUGCGCAAGCAGGUUGCCUCCAGGAAACGCCUGGCCAAGAUGUUCGUGGAAAAGGGGCUGGAGUACGAGAGGCAGCUGGAGGCGCUGGUGGCGGCCGGCGCAGAGCCAGAGGAAUGCGCGCGGCAGCUGAGGGAUAUGUGCAGCGCCACCACGGAGGGCGUCAUCCUGACGCUCAAGGCGCAGGUGCACUUCCUGCGCUGGGCGGCCCUCGGGGAGCGCAUGAUCUCACAGGGCCGCGGCGCCGAGUGGGCCGCCGCUGUGCAGGACUCCGCCGCGCUCGCCGCCAAGGGCGUGCAGCCGAAGCACGUGCUGGCGAAUGAGUAUCAGGCGUUUGUGGGGGAGCUGCAGCAGCGCGACGCCAAGCAGCUGUACGCGGUUGUCAAGGCCCGCUUCCAGAGAGCCGCCGCCAUCAACCCCUCUGAAAAAGCUCUCCUCUCCAAGGGCCUCCAAUUCAUCGAGCUGGCCAGGCUGUUUGCGAUGCGGCUUGAGAUGGUCGCCGCGGUGCGCACCAAUGCGUUCCAGGCGCCCUCCCUCAAGCAGCACGAAGCCGGCCUGCGAUCCGUUGAGGAUGCCCACCGCCAGGCGCAGCGCCACGCGCGCCAGCACCCCCCGCCGCAGCCCCAGCUGCAGCAGCGGGGGGCCCUCCGGGGGCAGCAGCCGUCCCCGAGGGCGUUCCCAGGCGCCGCCGCGGCAGCUGCCGGGAAGCCGCCGGCAGACGCGGGCGAGAGCUUCCAGCGACCCUCCCCCGGCGACUCCAACAACUCCGAGACCACCGCGUCCACGCCCCCCACGGGCCAAUCCGAGUGCGGCGCGGGCCCCUUGUCAGCGCGCUUGACAUAUACAGCUGCAAGAGAAGAGCUCUCGGUGGAGAAGGAAGGCCUGGCCCAUGCGCAGGGGCUGCAGCAGUACAUGGCGGCUGCUGUGCCGGCGGGCGCGCCCGGGCUGCCUCCACUGCAGGCCGGCGCGAAGGGCGACGCGAGCGCCUACGUCAUCCCCCAGCACCUGGCGCGCUCGCAGGACGUCCUCCUCAACAGCCAUCGACGCUUUAUGACGGCGCACGAGCUGGGGGCGUCGAGGGAGAUCCAGCUGAUGCUGCUGACGAUGAUGGAGGAUGACAACGCCGUGACGGCGCGCGCGGCCGCGCUUGUGUCGGCCAUGGGACUGGACGCGGCUCUGAUGGAUGUCAUGGCUGUGCCCACUCUGGGGCGACAGUGCGUUGAGGGCCUGCGCGCUCUGCGCGACUCCCUCGGCCUCACCCCUGCGCAGGGCGCCGCCUAG